Branchiostoma belcheri (Belcher's lancelet) is the source of this 1645-nucleotide messenger RNA. RefSeq names its product collagen alpha-2(IV) chain-like. Gene Ontology annotation, cellular component: collagen trimer. Gene Ontology annotation, molecular function: extracellular matrix structural constituent. The transcript is spliced from 3 exons. The record is from RefSeq and is a predicted model, not a curated record. NCBI's taxonomy places the organism in Eukaryota, Metazoa, Chordata, Leptocardii, Amphioxiformes, Branchiostomatidae. Bases 1 to 633 code for a protein of 210 amino acids.
AUGCGCAAAGCGGAUUCCUGUAUCCCAAGGUUCGGCAUUCUGCCGUUCUUUAGCUGCGAGCCGGAUGAUCAGUGCAAGUAUGGCUACAGAGACGACAAGACUUACUGGCUUUCCACAAUCGAUAAUGCCGGGCAACAGCCGCCUGUGCCCAUAUCGGGAACUGACAUAAAGCCGUUCAUAAGUCGGUGCGCAGUUUGCUUGACCAAAGACCUUGUUAUGGCUGUGCACAGUCAACGGUCAGCCGUGACUCCAGACUGCCCCAUCGGGUGGCGUAGUCUUUGGAUCGGUUACAGCUUCGUAAUGCACACCGCAUCCGGAGAGGGAGGCGGGCAGCAGUUUUCCAGCCCCGGAAGCUGCAUGGAGUACUUCCGGUCGGCACCGUUCAUCGAAUGCGUCAGUGACAUCUGUGACGUCUCAGCCAAUCAGCUCAGUUUCUGGCUGAUAGGAAUCCCUGGAGGAGACGACGACCAGUUCACUCAGCCCAGGCGUGUUGUCGGCAAGGUUGACGUCCUUCGUCAAAGAAUUAGUAGAUGCAGGGUGUGCGAAUAUGCAAGUGAUCUGUACGAAACAAUAGUAGCCCUAGAAGCACCUCCAGGUGUCAUAGCUACCGGGGCCGGUGGCUUCAAUGUGUAGCACUAUAUCUUCUGCACAAAAAGGCAACAGUAAACGGUAGUAAUAAAGUAUAACAAUUGUGAUUGCAAGAUGGUGUAGUUUCAAGAUAAAAUACUGCCAAUGGCAGCAAGUAACAUAGUAAGUUGUCUUUCAGAGAAAAACCCUAGGUGGUCUCAUCGACGAAGUUGUUGGACAAGAAUACUCUGAGUUUGAUCAGUGUAAUACUGCUUAUCGUAGUUAGUGUAGUUCUGCUUCUCAUCUGUAAGAUUAUAUGUCAUUUUACUAAUUGUAGACAACAAUUGAAGACUAACAGUGAUAAGAUAAAUGCAUCAUCAGAGGAAAAAGAACAUAAGAUGCUGCGUAUUCGUUUCGGUUUAUUAAUAGAUACCUGUAUUUUGGUAUAUUGAAUUACAUGACAUCAACUAUUUUAAGGUUGUAAUUGAUACUUAGAAAUUAGUGGACAAAGAAACAACUUGGUGCUAUUUGUAUUAAUGUCAGAAUAAAUGUGUAAAUCUUGUUUAUUGCUAAAUAAAUCCAUUGCAUUCCUUGUUACGUUUGACAUGCAAAUAGUAUGUCCAUGUUUCAUCCAGUGGUUUUCACACAGCUUUGCGAAUUGCGGCACGCCACCAAUACAUGUAAGAUAAUUCACCAUAAUACACGUAUACACGUCAAUGUUUUGUUCAAUGCACAUCCAGACUUGUUGGUAUUAGGUCAGUACUUUGGGCACACGUCACCACCACAACUGCCACAUACACGCCAACAUUUCACGGAAUGAUGAACUGGAAGAUGGCCACGCACAGACAAGAAUGGUUUGUUGUCACUGGCGCAUGCGUUUUCAGCGGCUUAUCUUGUGUCAAAGCGUUAAGUUGCAGCCCAUCAUUUCAUCGCACAGCGUCAAUUUUUUUCCCAUCUUGCACCAUAUAUCUCACUGAAACAUAACACAACACAUUUUAAAUGGCAGUACUUAUUGCAUUGUACUUACGCGUCAACAGCAUCUAUUCAAAUAUUGCUGACAAUGGUGUUCCAAAUAACA